Molecule: messenger RNA, 7618 nt
Organism: Homo sapiens (human)
Lineage: Eukaryota; Metazoa; Chordata; Mammalia; Primates; Hominidae
Gene: KCMF1
Product: potassium channel modulatory factor 1
Exons: 8
Coding region: 563-1555 (330 amino acids)
Biological process (GO): protein ubiquitination
Cellular component (GO): lysosome; late endosome; cytoplasm
Molecular function (GO): ubiquitin protein ligase activity; zinc ion binding
Source: RefSeq, a predicted model, not a curated record
AGGCCCGAGAGUGACCGGAGUCACGGCGGGCGCCGGCGGAGCUGCGGCGUCGGACCCGCCUCCUGGAGGAGCUCAGCCCCGACCAGGCCCGGCCCCAUUCCCGCCCCGCGCCGCCUCCCCGCCGCCGCCGCCGCCGCCGCCGCGGGAGCGCUCCCCUGCCCACCCCGCCCCCGCGGCCGAGCCCGGGAGUCGAGUGGGAGUCGGCCGGCCGGCGCGGGCAGCGCCGGGACCCCGCGGGGGACACUGCAGCCGGAGCCCGGGAGGGGCCGCGCCGCCACCGUCUGAACUAGGAUGUCCCGACAUGAAGGCCAGAGGUCCCUGUUGCUGUGCAUAUAUUAUUAGCCGAGUAUAUGAUGGGAAGGCUUUCUAAACAGCUCUUAGACCCUGUUUUCAGUGCUCAGUGGUACACAGUCUUUGCAUUGCCUGUGUCAGCUGUGAUGCAUGUUUAAAAGGAAAUUUUCGAGGUCGCAGAUAUAAGUGUUUAAUUUGCUACGAUUACGAUCUUUGUGCAUCUUGUUAUGAAAGUGGUGCAACAACAACAAGGCAUACAACUGACCACCCAAUGCAGUGCAUAUUAACAAGGGUAGAUUUUGAUUUAUACUAUGGUGGGGAAGCUUUCUCUGUAGAGCAGCCACAGUCUUUUACUUGUCCCUAUUGUGGAAAAAUGGGCUAUACGGAGACAUCUCUUCAAGAACAUGUUACUUCUGAACAUGCAGAAACAUCAACAGAAGUGAUUUGUCCAAUAUGUGCAGCGUUACCUGGAGGCGAUCCUAAUCAUGUCACGGAUGACUUUGCAGCUCAUCUUACACUUGAACACAGAGCCCCUAGAGAUUUAGAUGAAUCGAGUGGUGUUCGACAUGUACGUAGAAUGUUUCACCCUGGCCGGGGAUUAGGAGGUCCUCGUGCUCGUAGAUCAAACAUGCACUUUACUAGCAGUUCUACUGGUGGACUUUCUUCUUCUCAGAGUUCAUAUUCUCCAAGCAAUAGGGAAGCCAUGGAUCCUAUAGCUGAGCUUUUAUCUCAGUUAUCAGGAGUGAGACGUUCUGCAGGAGGACAGCUUAAUUCCUCUGGCCCUUCCGCUUCUCAGUUACAACAACUGCAGAUGCAGCUGCAGCUAGAACGGCAGCAUGCCCAGGCAGCACGGCAACAACUGGAGACCGCACGCAACGCAACCCGGCGUACUAACACAAGCAGUGUCACCACUACAAUCACACAAUCCACAGCAACAACCAACAUAGCUAAUACAGAAAGCAGUCAGCAGACUCUACAGAAUUCCCAGUUUCUUUUAACAAGGUUGAAUGAUCCUAAAAUGUCUGAAACGGAGCGCCAGUCCAUGGAAAGCGAGCGUGCAGACCGCAGCCUGUUUGUCCAAGAGCUCCUUCUGUCCACUUUAGUGCGUGAAGAGAGCUCAUCCUCAGAUGAGGAUGAUCGGGGGGAGAUGGCAGAUUUUGGUGCUAUGGGCUGUGUAGAUAUUAUGCCUUUAGAUGUUGCUUUAGAAAACCUAAAUUUAAAAGAGAGUAAUAAAGGAAAUGAGCCUCCACCACCUCCUCUUUGAUGACAUCCCAAUUCGCAGACAAUGUCCUCUGUGCUGUAUUUGCCAAUGAAAGUGGACAACAACUAUCUUGGGUUUGUUUGGUGAUUGUAAUUUCAGGUCUGUCACUCUUGUUACAUUGUGUACAUUCAAAAGGAAGAGAGAAAAUAUAUAUGAUAAUCAUUUCCACUUAACUAAUUUUUACUUCUAGCAGGUAAAUGUAGGUAGCAGUGCAGGGGUGAUCUCUGCUUCCUGUACCUUGACAUGCAAAAGGCUCUCCUAAUACUCCACAUUCAAACUGAAGAGGAAAAUUGAAAUCUCUAAUGAAGCUGCUGUGUGUAUUUAUGAAUAUUAAUGAAUAAAAACUGCUUGGAUGGUUUACCUUAACUACUGCAUGAGGUUUUUUGCAGCGUGCAUGAGUUUUAGUGACCUUGUUAUUUAAGAAGUUAAAUACAAGGAGUAAAACUUAAAAAAAAAAUACAAAGCCCAAAGCUUUCCCAAACAUUAUUCAAUGGUUACACGACGAAGUAGCUUUUGAAUAAUGUCUGCCUGAAUCACCUUUCUUUGUGUGCCUCCUACGCACAAAGCCAGCUCUGCAGUGGAAUCUGGGGAUUAUAGCCGGGUGUGGCACUCCGCCCUGUGUGACUGUCCUGUCGCCCUGUUAGUCAUCUUGCCUGUGUGGAGCUCAGCCUGUCUCUUUAACUCAUCUGUAGAAGACACACCAGUAAAGCUACUGUUGGAAUCUGCUGCAGGGGCCUUUGUGUGCCCUAAAAACAAAUCCUGUUCAUGUUUGUUUAAAGUUUUUACUUUUUGUGGUUGUUUAAAAUUUUUUCAAUUGUUAAAUAUGUUUUAUUCAGGUGUAGAUGAAUUUCAUUUAUUGACUGUUCAACAGAGUUAACCUGAAUUAUGUUGUCUUUGUUUUUAAAAAUCUCACAUUCUCAAUCAUAUUUUGCAUUAUUUAUGUAUUUGCUUUGUAGUUUGCUGAGACAGAUCAGUAUCAGGGGAGCUUUGAGGAUUUGCCUUCCCAGAUUUGUCAGUAUAUUACAACCAAAUUCUUAAUGCUAAUUUUAGCACCUUUUAUUUAUUGGGUUUUUUCUGGCAUAAAAAGUAAAGCCUUUUAAUUGAAUCAUGCCACCUAUAUGCCUAUAUUAUUAAUCCUAUGUGUAAAAAAAAUGUACAGCUUUUUUUGGGUUUGUUUUGGGGUUUGGAAGGGCCGGGUUAUUUUUUAUUUCCUGUUUCAGUUUUUGUGCAUAGACUUUCACAAUAGCUCCAAGGCAGGGACAGCGGGUUUGGGGGUUGGGAGGGCAGUUUUUGGAAUGUAAAUUUAGGACUUUUAAAAAGGUGCGCACAGCUUCUGAUAAAUUUAUAACUAGACUUAACCUAAUCAUGUCUCGUUCCAGUUCUCUUUUCUCUGAGCCCUUUUCAAAGUCUCCUCUCUUUCUCCUGUCAUCCUUUUCCUUUCCUGUCCGUGUAUCUCCGUUUCUUCAACAUGACAAGCAUACAGACUUGAACACCCCUCCGGUGUUCUUCCGAGAACUGUGAAGUCCAUGUUCAUCCAAAUGUAACCAAAAAAGAAGUCACCCUACAUGUCUGAAAAACUGUUGCUUCUCCUCUGAAACUUCAAACUCCAACGAUUUCCAAAUACAAUAGCUUUGUUUUCUUUAGUUCUGUAAUGGAUAAUGUUUAAAGGAAAACUUUACACCAGGCUUCUGGUUACACUAGAAGUCAAGCCCAUUAGGGAUUUUCAUUUUUUUUCAUUUGGUUGUUGAGAAGUUUCAAAAAUCAGUUUUCAAGCUGUGGUCUUUCAAACACAUCUGCACAUAAGUCACACAUUUCAAUAAAGCAUUUUCAAGACUGUUGACCACUUGAAUUUCUUUGGUGUUAGUGGAUUAACCUAACCAUUACUCUGAGAUUUUAUAUCUCUAAUCCAGUAUUUUUUUUCUUUUUAUGCUAAACAUGGGAGAUCCUGGUUUUGUGUGAAUGCAUUAUUUUGGAUGUGAGAAAUAAAUGCCAAUUAUAUGUACUUUCCCUUUUCUGCACAAAUUCUGGGAAAAUGUAAAAGCCUUCAUUUUUUAACAUGGUUUUAGGGAACAACUGUAAGUCCAUUCAGAGCAGUUUAAUUUAGAUGAUCACUUUUAACACUGCAGAAGACCUAAGGAGUCAUAAGAUUCCAUCUCAUGUAGAAUACUGUAUAUUAAUUAUUUUUUACCAGAUAUUUUACAAAUACCUCACCUCAUCCUGUAUGUAAUCAAUAAUGUAUUAUUUUAGGGUAGAACGACACAGAAUAUCAAUAUAAAAAUAUAUUCAAGCCCUUGAAAUUCUUGUGUCCUUUUUCUUUAGUUUCUGAAUGAAAAUCUUAUUACUGGAUGUACUAUUGAAUAAAAAUUAAUUGCAAAGACUUUGAUGGAGACAAAAUCAAAAUAUACCACUGUUUAUUUUGGCAGCACCUUCAAAUUUCUAAGGACCAGAUCCUGAAUUUUGAGAAUUUUUUGUUUCGUUGAGUUUUGAGUGUCUAGGAUAUAAGUUUAUAAAUGUUCUACAGUGCUUGUCUUUACUUCCUGUUUAGAAAUCAUUUAAAUCUUUCCCCUCGAGGUGCUCUGGAAGAAGUUUAAUUUCAGCUCUGAACAAGUAGAAAUAACUGUGCUUCCUUGUAUGGCUGCAAUCAUAAGACAGAAUUUCUGUGGUUGGCUACCGUGAAAUCUUUGUAUUUAUAUUGCAUUGUUUUGUUAAAAAAAAAAAAAUCCACAGAAGUAGAACCUAGGUUUGCUACUAACAAAGUAGUGGAUUCUUAUAAUUAGGCUCAGGUAAAGUAAGAGAAAACUUCUCUCCCUGUGGCCCCCAGAGAAAUGAAGUAGGAUAGCAGAUUACACUAUUAGAAAUAAUAGACGUAACAAAAAAAAUCCAGCCCAUUAUCCCCACCCCCCAUUUUCCCUCUCAAUAUUAGAAAUUUCAAUAAUAUGCUGACAGAUUUUCAAAGGUCACCAAGGCUUUUGUGUUUUUUUCCGGUCUGUGGGCCACAGUUAAAAGAACGGGUAACAGGUUCAGAGUUCUCUUGAUACGUCCAAGCCUUAGUUUCCAGGAAAAAAGCUAGGCUCCUCACUGCAAAUAUUAACGCUUUAUAUAUUUACUCCAUGGAUGUUGGGGUAAGCACAUAUAUCAAUAGUUCAUAGCUCUAGUUAAGGACAAAGUGGGUUGGGGGGUAGAAGGAGAAUACUAGAGAGGUUACGGUAGCAGGUGGCUGCAGAAAAGAAUCUUUUGAAUGGGAUUCCUGUAACAGUGUUCAGUACCAAUAUUAAGUCUACUGUAAGUGGGGUCUGAUAUGGCUUACUGAUACAGGCAUGUGUAAAAAACUAAGUGUGAUGGAGGAAUGGGUGCUAAAAGCUCUUAACAGUUUUGUAGAGAAGCCCUGCAGCCGUGUUUACUAUAUAUGACAUGCCUGUUUCUUAGUUUGCAUGCACAGUUUAAGGGGCACAUGCAAUAUUGGUUUCAUGUGCAGUAAAAAUUAAAACACGGCUGAGCGUGGUGGCUCACGCCUGUAAUCCCAGCACUUUGCGAGGCCGAGGCGGGUGGAUCACGAGGUCGAGUUUGAGACCAUUUUGGCCAGCAUAGUGAAACCCCAUCUCUACUAAAAAAUACAAAAAGUUAGCUGGGCAUGGUGGCAGGCACCUGUAAUCCCAGCUACUCGGGAGGCUGAGGCAGGAGAAUCGCUUGAACCUGGGAGGCAGAGGUUGCAGUGAGCUGAGAUCACGCCGCCAUUGCACUCCAGCCCGGGCGACGGUGCAAGACUCUGUCUCAAAAAAAAAAAAAAUUAAAACACUAGGUACGAAAUUAUCCCAGAAUUAUACGCGAAAGUUGGUGUUCAUGCUGGAAAACAGUUACGGUUAUCUGUGCUCUUUCUAAAGCUCAACUAGACACUAAAACAGUUCUCUCCUUGAGACCGGAAGUGGGAUGGGGGUGGGCAGGUGGAAGGGAAGAGGCUGGGGAGGAGCCUCUCAUCUCAUCUCAUUUCAGCCUCAACAGUAAUUGAAACCCUAUGCCUGGCCUGGAGUGGGUAGAGGUUAGGGUUAGAGUGCAGGAUGGAGCAGCAGUCUGCAGACUUUCAGGUUGUGACGAUGUCAUGAAAUUCUGUGCUAUUAAACAUGGCUAUGUCUGAGUCAGUCAUUACGGUAUUCCAAAGCCAAAUUCAAGUGACUGUUUUUCUGAAUAGUAUAAAAAUCUAAUUCCCUGUGCUUAUCGGCUUCAACUGUGCUUACACAACGUUUGUUUCUAAUUCGUACUCUUGCCUCUUGGUUUCUGUAGUUUUUCAACCCAUUUCUGUCAGUGUUCUAUAAAUGCAUACAUUCGUUAUUUAAGGAACCCUGCAGCAGACCUCGAAUAAAAUGUGACUUGAUGUUUGUUGCCACUUCCUCAACUUGGUUAGCAAAUUCAAGUUUUGAAAGACGAUUCGUCUCAGAGAAGUUGAUCCUGAACCUCCACGUCACAUUUUAGUCGGUUGCUAUUAGGUGGGUAAUGCCUAAUAACAUGGGUUCCUCAAAUCACAAAGGAGAAUGCUCUCAAGUCCUCAUGUUAACUUUAGUAAGUCAGUUAACUUUACAGCAACUAAAGAGAUCAAUUAAAAAGAACCCUUAAGUCUGACUGUCCCAGGUAACUUUACUUGCUGUACAGAUAGUGCACAGAUAUGGAUGAGGGCUGCACAUGGCUGAUUUGAAAACCCAUGUGGGGCCGGGUGUGGUGGCUCACGCCUGUAAUCCCAGCACUUUGGGAGGCCAAGGCGGGUGGAUCACGAGGUUAGUUCAGGACCAGCCUGGCCAAGAUGGUGAAACCCCAUCUCUACUAAAAAUACGAAAAUUAGCUGGGCUUGGUGGCAGAUGCCUGUAAUUCCUGCUACUCGGGAGGCUGAGGCAGAGAAUUGCUUGAACCCGGGAGGCGGAGGUUGCAGUGAGCCGAGAUUGCGCCACUGCACUCCAGCCUGGGCGACACAGUGAGACUCUCCUCAAAACAAAAAAAAAAGAAAGAAAACCCAUGUGGGCCGCAUGUGCACAGCCUGGGGCUGCUUUCCACAGGCCUGGAUAAUGAUGUUUCUCUUCAAGGAGGCCUUUACUAACCACAGGGAACCUAGCAUCUGACUGUGUCCUUGGCAGACAGUGCAUGUAGCCUGUAGAAUGUUGGCUCCUCUGUCUAUAGAAACCAUCAGUUCGCUGCUCUCUCAUUCAUACAUACUUUUUGAGUUCCCAGUAGGUACGAAGCUUUGUCUAAACAUUAUUUACCAACUGCGAUUUUUACAGACUUCCCCUGUAAGAAUUUUCUAAAAGAGCCUUUCUCCCUUACACAAUUGAAACGUUUUCAAAGGUCAUCAAGCCGGUUGCGUUUGGUCAGUCACGUGACCAAUCAGAGCUGGUGAGUGAGCUGCUCCCUUAAAUCUACCAAAUUAGACUGACAGCAUUUGGAAUCUGCCUCACACAUAAGAGAUCCAUAUUCAUUUAAUAGUGAAGCCAGCCCAGAAGCAUCCUCUUCUGUAAGCUGGAUGGAGUCCCAGCUCUCUCUCCUUGUAUAUAAGGAGACCACACCCUGUAUAUAAGGUUUUCUUGAGGUAGAUGCAGCAAUAUUCCUGGGGUAAGAUUCUAUAAUACUCCUGUAUUGGCAAGUGGACUGGACCAACAGACACAGGCCUCAGCCACUGUCGCUAGGGACUGAAGGAGAGUUCAUGGAUUCUUACCCCCUAGUCAUGAAAGCUAUUCUGGCCAGCCUUGAAUCCAUUUAAUUUUGCCCACGAGAACCUUUCAUGACAAUUAACAAGACACUAGUUUCCCCAUAAAAGUCCAUUUUUAAAUAUAUAGUAUGCUAAUUAGCAGUGUCUGUUGAAUUGCCCUAUCGGAUAGCAGCCACCAUGUGUGCUGACCACUCACGAUUCAGACUUACCUUGGAAAAUAUCACACUGACGAUACAGUACUUUAGAAUAAAUUGCAUAUUGUAUCAGGCUCCGAGACUAAUUUGUACUGAACCCUUGAUAUAGAUUACCUUUUAUAACAUCACCACCUGUCAUGAAGCUUAUCUGUUUUCUGAUUUGAAUAAACUUUGUGUUGUGCA